GGGGUGUCUCCUGGGGAAGAAGAGGGCUGUGAUCCUGAACUCUAUAUAAAUAGACGGCUGAGAGCUGAUCGGCUCCAGACUACGCUCCCGAAGCUCAUCGUUCCUGCUGCUCGCCCAAGAUUGCCCCAGUUUUGCAGAGAGAUGGCCCAGACCAAGGAAAAUAUCCACGACAUCGGUGGUUUCUACCUGUGUGCCCAAAGUGGUGGCAACUGCAGCCCCCUGAGCAGGGAGGAGCUGAGGCAGCUCAUUGAGCAGGAGUUUGAGGACGUGAUGGAGAAGCCCCAGGACCCCAAAACUGUCAAGAAGGUGCUGCACUUCCUGGAUGAUGACAGCAAACGCAGGGUUGACUUCAGAGAGUUGCUCAGCCUGGUUUUCCGCACGGCCAAGGCUUGUUACAAACCACUGCAGCCUGGCCAGGGGCAGGAAGAUGGUCAAGAGUCAACAGAGGAAGAGAAGGCAGGUGGGAAGCGGCCACCAGGGCCUCACACAGCGGGAAGGGUCUCCCACAACCAGCAGGUCCCCAAGGAGGGUGUGAAUGAUCAAGAUCAGGACUCAGACACCAGUGAAAACCAAGAGAGUGAGACACCAGAGGAGGACCAGGACACCCGUGAAAACCAAGAGGGUGAGACAUCAGAGGACCAGGACAACCAUCAAAACCAAGAGGGUGAGACACCAAAGCAGGACAAGGAAAAACGUCAAACCCAAGAAGGUGAGACACCAAAGCAGGACCAGGACAAACGUGAAACCCAAGAGGGUAAGACACCAAAGCAGGACCAGGACAAACGUGAAACCCAAGAAGGUGAGACACCAAAGCAGGACCAGGACAAACGUGAAACCCAGGAGGGUGAGAAACCAAAGCAAGACCGGGACAAACGUGAAACCCAGGAGGGUGAGACACCAAAGCAAGACCGGGACAAACGUGAAACCCAGGAGGGUAAGAAGAAAGAGAAGGACCAGGACAAACGUGAAACCCAGGAGGGUGAGACACCAAAGCAAGACCGGGACAAACGUGAAACCCAGGAGGGUAAGAAGAAGGAGCAGGACCAGGACAACCGUCAGAAUGACAGGACUGGAGCACCAGAAGGGGAGCCAAAGAGAGGUGAGAUUCUGGACACUGCAAAACCAGGGCAGAACAGAAAUACUCAUAAGGCUGAAGAGACUGAGACACCAAAACAGGACCCAAAAACCCACCAGACCAAAGAAACUGAGGCACCAGGACAGGGCUCAAACCACCAUAAGAGUCCAGAGACAAAGUCAGCAGAGAAGGACCCUAAUUGUCCCUCUGAGACACAAGGAAGAGACCCAAAGAACAAGACGCAUGGCUGCGAGGCCUCCAACCCUGACACGACCCAGAAGCUGCUGCCCCCUCAGCGUGGUACAAGCCCCCGUCGGGAUCCCAAGCCCCGGGGACCACACCACGACCCAGCUUUCCAUUGGCUCCCUGAAUCCAAGGUGCUGGAGCCAGAGCACAGCGGGGCAGAGGCUCCAUCUGGUCCAGCACGACAGCACCAAGACACUCAUCAGCACAAACAACCCAUUAUCGACCAACAGGUCCUGCAGUCUCUGUACCAGUGGCCACCACAGCAGUAAAGGCAAGAUGA
Molecule: messenger RNA, 1601 nt
Organism: Calidris pugnax (ruff)
Lineage: Eukaryota; Metazoa; Chordata; Aves; Charadriiformes; Scolopacidae
Product: spore wall protein 2-like
Exons: 3
Coding region: 142-1590 (482 amino acids)
Molecular function (GO): transition metal ion binding
Source: RefSeq, a predicted model, not a curated record